AUGAGCUUGUACGUUCCUGGCCGUCGUGUCUCACGCCCCUCUGAAUUAUGUGAAACAUGUGAGAAAAAAGAAAUAAGGACAAACGCAACGGUUUAUUGUGAAAUGUGUGACGAGUUCCAGUGUGAAGCAUGUUCAAAGGCGCAUCAGCUUUACAGUAUCAUGGAAAAUCAUACAUUAGUGAAAGCAUCUGAAAACAGACGUCAUCUAGUCGGCUUGAAUCUGUGUGAUGAACAUGAACAAGAGAUACGUUUCUUUUGUGAAGAGGAUGACGAACUCUGCUGUGGAACUUGCGCCUUUUUGAACCACAGGAAUUGCGCAACUGUUGAAGAUAUAGAUGUAUACGCACGUAUGGCUUCACAAAGCACUGGCCAUCUGAUUGGAACUAUAUGUGAAAUUCAGGAUACAGCGAUGUCACGUAAAAUCCAAUUAGAAGAACAGGCAAAGAAUCUGCAAAGUCAUGUUGAAACAGAACUAGGACGAAUAGACGAGUUACAGACCAAGGUGGACGAGUUAUUUGGUGAUAUGCUACAAAAUGUUGUGAAAAAUGGCAAAGAGGUUAGUGAAGAAAUAAAAUCUGCAGUGACGGCUAGACAAAGUGAUUGUAGGACAUUGUAUGCAGACAUCGAAGUGUUAGUUAACAUCGCAGAUAAUGUUUUAAACAAGAUUUCCUUAGAAAGCAUGUUUAUUGUUCAAAACAUAUUAGCGGAUAUCUAUAAUAUGCGCUCGGCUAAACUAAAGGACAUCAGGUCGGAUAUGGUCAGUUUUAAUUUUGACGUGUCUUUCGAAGAAAAACUGCUCGAGUUUCAAAACUCGGGAAAUGAUUUUGCUAAUCUUAAGGUAUUAGUUAAAAUAAGCACUAAACUAUAG
Molecule: messenger RNA, 867 nt
Organism: Ruditapes philippinarum (Manila clam)
Lineage: Eukaryota; Metazoa; Mollusca; Bivalvia; Venerida; Veneridae
Product: E3 ubiquitin-protein ligase TRIM17-like
Exons: 1
Coding region: 1-867 (288 amino acids)
Molecular function (GO): zinc ion binding
Source: RefSeq, a predicted model, not a curated record